This is a messenger RNA of Amoebophrya sp. A25, 8169 nucleotides long. NCBI's taxonomy places the organism in Eukaryota, Dinophyceae, Syndiniales, Amoebophryaceae. The record is from the annotation of a GenBank genome assembly.
CGAUUUUUGGUGGGCAAUCUUGACCUAGACGAGAUGAUAGGUAAAGCAUUUCAAUUCGUUUUCAUUACAAUCUGAGCACGAACCCCUCCAGAAACAGGUUAAUUUUGAGACUGCUCGUCAGGCAAAAGAACAAGUUGUAGUCAAGAAUUGUUGAUAAGUGAUUUUCACAUACACUAAACUAGUAUUUUCGUGGACGGUCACUGCCUCCUUACGUUCUUCCUUGACGACUUUUUCAGAGAAUAACGAAUACGCAUAUGAAUGUUGAUAGAUAAUGUCAAGUUUGUUGUAUGGUAUUUUUCUUCGAUCCAGCAGAAUUACAUACAAAUUGAAAUUUGUACGAUUAUCUACUUCUUCUACACUUCCUCCUCCCAUACUAGUUGUCGAGCAGUCUAGGUACAUCUAGUAGAUGAAGUAGGGAACAAACGAUGCAUCUAUAAACUGAUGACGAGGAAAAAUAUCACCGUUAUUGUACAUGCAGUCUACCCUACUUGUUCAUCUAUGGUAAAUGCUUUUUUUGUUCUUCCUCAUUCAGCAAGAUUCUCUCACUCGAAAUUUUGAAAAUUCACAACUUGUGAGUUCUUUCACUCCGACCUAAGUCAUUGACAUCCUUGAUCAGUUCUUUCGUGUAUGUAUCUAUUUUUGUUUUUGCUGGUUCAUCUUUUUCUUUCAUCAAUCUUUUUGGUAUAGAUGAUCAACGCAACACUGCAUCACCUCAAGUUCGGCGAAUUCAUUCAUUCACUCUAAAAUUCAUUCAACGUAUAUAUAAUUAACUUCGAAUUUUCUCAAUCAGAAUUUUCGUAAAUAUUUCAUGAAAUUGAUAAUUCAAAUUUUCCUAGAGCUGUCGUCGUAUUUUUGAUAUUGUUCUUGUUCUUAUGAUAAAUUUUUCUUAGAACCUUCUCAGUAGCAGUACGAGCAGGAAGAAGAUGCCUGAGUCUACUUCUAUUAUGUCCUCCGCCAGCUGCUCGUCUUAUUCUUGCAUGUGGUCCGUCUUUCUCUUGCGCUCCCUCGCCGAGGGGUCGUGCAAAAGUUGAUACCACGCAUUUGUACAACAUCUCCAUUGUUUGAAACAGAACAAGAGCAUGUGUUUUCAACCUUACUGCGUCUGUCUAGAAGCAGCUAUGGGUGACUGAGACUACGUCUGCGAAAACAGGAGAAGAGAAAAAGACGAGAAUGCCAGUUAACGAGCUGCUUGACGAGAAGACGGAAAUUAACCAGAAGCAACAAAAAUCAUACGGCGACGUUGCCCGCUAUAGCGCAUGUUCUACCACAAAUAUAGACGGAUCAUCAAGAAAUGAUACAAACGGGGGGAGCGCACUAGAGAAAGCCAUGCACAUACUACCACAUCGAGCACGACAGGCUCCACCACCACCACCACCACCACACGCUCUCGGUGGUUAUCAACAAAAUCUUCAAAGCAAAGCUGCCUCCUGGGUAGAUCUCCACGACCACCAGCAGGCUGCUUACACGAACAUGACGAGCACACCUACAUCCAGCGGAAGCGCGCCACCAGCGCACCAUAAACAACAGGGAAGUGCUGCGGGCACCAAUUCCUCCCCGGCGCAGCAGCAUCUGCACGGCGGUGCCGCUUUAACCCUUGGCGCCCCCGCUGACCACUCAUGGGCGCAGUACCCAAGUGCCCCUCUAGAAAACUACAAUAAUGGGUGGCUUCUCGCAGGUGCGGCUUCGUAUAAUCAGCACCAAGAUAAUCAUAAUACCUACCAUGGUCGUGGUCCAGCUGCCGGAUGGGUCGGCUAUGGCUCAAGCAGCAGUAGUAGUAACACCUAUCAUCAUGGGGGUUGGGGCACUGCGGCGGGAGCACUUCACUACAAUUCCGGCAAAGCGAACUACCUCGUCCCUUCAGCAACUUCACCACCAGUGUCUGCAUCCUCGGUAGACGCGAACGCCGAAGGCAGCCGUCUGUCUUAUGAGGCCUUCAACAACUCCAAAAAAAAAGGAAAGAGUAAGAAGAAAAUGAAUAGCGACAAUGCAGCAGGCGGUAAAAGUAGCAAAUCAGGCGCUGCCUCAUCAAGUGGUGAAGCAGCGCUGCCAGAAGGCAGCACCUCUUCUUCUCAUCACGAGACACAAGCCGCGUCAAUGUUGAACAAGGCUAAAUCUUUGGGAGCAGCUUCAGCUGGCAGCGAUAAUGGAGUUUGCGGUCCAUGGAGCAAUCGCAGCGAAAAUGGGGAGCAAUACACAAACAAUUAUGGUGUCACUCCGCAUCCGGUUCCGGUAAGCAACAAGGGGCAGCGCCAAUACGACUACCAGCAAGGCGGCCACGGACAGCAUGAGUCUACGUCAUCAACACCCUCAAGAAAUUCUACUUUCAGUGCUGGAGGAGCAGGAUCGUGGCAUCAGCCUGGACAGCAACAUCAAAAGCCCCUUUCGAGAUGGCACACGUCAACGAAUGCGAACACAAGCACGAACUGGCGACAGAAAAGCUGGGCAGAGAAUGAGGCAGUAGACGAGCACGCCCGCUCGCGAUACCAACAUACAACAUCGCGAUAUACUCAUCAGAUGGCAUCGCCAGGCACACCAGACGCAAGCUCUGGGAACUACGCUGGUACUUUUUUUUGCAACAGAAUGGAUAGAAGAUUUUUUUGCGUUAAUUAUGUUGUUUGAAUUUUGAUUUCCACUCGUUCUGCUUGUUGUUCUUGUAUCCAAAGAAUCUCUGCUUUUUUCUUUUGCCAGGAUUCAAUGGUUCCAGUCCAACGCCAGAGUCGCAAUGGAGUUCCAUGGGCUCUCGGCAUAACGGUACAGCAGGGAAGCCGACGGGUGGAGGUCAAGAUCAGAGUCGCACUCCGAAAGGAAGAAGUACCAGUACCCCAGAAGGCAACGCUCCAAAAGGUAGCCCCUUGAGACCGAUUUCCUCCUGUUCUCCACACCAAAAAGGGAAUUCACAGCCUAAUGGCGAGUUUGAGAAUCCCAGUAAGGUGGAGAUGAAGGAUACGACAGUGUUUACGGGGUUGCAGGUAGAAGAAGGCACUGUCACUAUUUCAGAGGAGAAGUUGCACACUCCAAGCAGAACACCUGCAGACGGAGCAUCGCCAACAGCAACUGCCAUUACCCCUGGUAGUGUGCGUGUUCUCAGGCGAAAUGAGAGCACGAAAAACGGCGCUCCUGGACAGAAAGAUGGCCUCAUCAUGAGCACGCCACCUCCCACUCCCUCCGAUAUGAUGAUAGAUGCCGACCGCUCGCGCAAUUUGGAUCAUGAGGACCAAACUUCUAUGCUAAACCAAACUAUAGUAAAGAAUAUUCACCAGGGAGACGGUGAACCGAGUUACUCUCCUGGUGCUGCUGCUGGUUCUUGUUCAACAGCUACUGCUUCGUCGUCUACUGGCGGCUGCGAAAGCCAUGAUGCCCACGACGAAAGCAAAAUAGACGAGCCACUGCCUGCUUCAUCUUCGUCAGGGGCCACAUCAAACGCCGUUGGUGUGCAACCCGCGAAUGCUACUACGGAAGAUGUUGGGAACGACAACGGGACGAGGAUAUCUGCAAGAACAAGUUCUCGAGAUAGUGGAUUACCGCUAGUCGAGGUCGUAGCUGAUGAAGCCCAACAUCAAGCUCCCAGCGAAGAAAAGGCAGCAAAAGCGUUUUUGUCCCAGGUUAUCGACCAAAUAAUGCCUUCACCCCUGGCAUCACUUCCGCAAAGCCACGCAGAGGAUGCGGAAGAUGCGGUAACGUGCAACGAGAAUGAUCAUCUCCGCGCUGCUGCUGAAGAGGAGGACGGGGAGUCCCUUCCACCUCAACAGGCAGAUGAAGAUAUCAAAGACAAAGCAGCAAGCAGAGAAAACGGAGAUCGAACUGGUGUCGAUGCGAGCAUCACUAUCAAAACACUGGCCAAUAGUUCGCUUCCAGAACUCACAUGGUCUCGUUCCGCCCCGGCGACUGUUGGAUUCGACGCGGUUAGGCUCGAUGACAUUCCUACACCUCGUAGCGCUCCGUCCUCGUUCUCCUCGUCUGUGUUAUUGGGGUGUCAUGCUGGAAAUAAGAACCAACUUUACGUGCCGAUUACUCGUGGUGAAGGAGAGAGCGCCAGCAGCUCCACUAGUUGUUCUGCACGAUCCGGAACUACAAGUUCGACGGCUUUGAGAACCCUCGGCUCUGCCAGCAGUCGCUCCGAGUCUCAAAAACUCCGUCCUCCCUCAGCGAGUUCGGAUCAACAUCUUCUCAAUCCGCAUACGCGGCAGCAAACCUUGCCAACAUCGUCCACCACGCAUCCGACGUUUUCAUCCGCGGCAUUUGAAGAGGUGACAGGUCGCUAUCGAUGUGGGACAUGGGCCGCACCUGCUCCUGCGCCAGUGGUGACAAACGAGCCACCUGCACGUUGCUCUUCUACAGAGCAAGAGAGCGAUGACGCUGUAGCCACACACGGACACGAUGGCGAGGAUGGAGAAAAUUUGAGAGCAGGAGAACAACUACGAGAAGGGGCCGCGCAGACGACAGAUGGAGAUGCAGCAGUUCCAGUUGCUAGUUUGGCAGGAGCCGUGGCUAGUAAUGCUGAAGAAAACCAAAAUACGGGAGAAGAUCAGGCGACUUGUGUAGAUGCUCCAGAAGUCGCUUCUAAUUCCUCAAAUACUGACGAUCAUAAUGAUGCUGAGCAGAAGAGGGACGAACAACGCAGGAGUAGUGCAGCCCCGUCUCUAUCUGCUGCUGCUGCUGCUGAAGAUGAUAAUGUACAUCACCAUGGGGGUGCCCAGGACGUGGUCAAUCGCGACGCAUCUCCCACUCCUGCUAUAGGACCUAUCCCCUCGUCUACUGACGAACCUUCGGUUGUCUGCCAAAACCGAAUAGUUACCGGAAGUUUGGUUCAACUCGACGUCGACGAGGCGAGUGCUCCACCUUCCUCAACCUCGAAUACAGCUGGAAUAAUACCGGGGCUGCACGAGGAUGCGGUAAUGCUCAUGCCCGGAGAUAGUAAUGAGAAUCGAACAGAAGAGGAAACGAGUACAGAGGAACAAGAAGGCAAUCGCAGCACUGCGUUGGUCGAGGAAGCUGAUAACAAAAGGAGCGAAGAUCAAGCAGUGGCCACAGCACUAAAUACUACGUUAGCGAAAGAUGAGAAGACUCCAGAGCGCACAGCUGCAGAUCCACAAGUGCUUUCAUCGGCAACUGUGGCCGAUGCGAAUAUUUCAGUACCAGAAGAAGGACCAGAAGCUGCAUCUACAGGGAAGAGUGCAAUCUCGAGUUCAUCCGUCCAAGUAGAAUCAAAAGCACCACCAGAAGAUAAAACGGGGGUGGUUUCGGCUGCUCUCGACGAAAGUGCGAAUGCGGAAUCUUCCUCGUUAAAAAAUAAUGCGAGGGCCACACCAGGUGCAGAUGCUGUAGGCCACGGAGGAGAAGGGUCUAGUACUGAUAGAUGGUCCCGAGGACAAUUGAAGAAGACCCUGUCACCCGAUUUCGAUAUUCCCCUUGAGGCUACGAGCUGCAUAUCUCCGCGAAAAGAGGACGAGAGCACUACGAAUCAAACAGGUCGUGAAGGGGAAACCAUUGUGCUCGAGAAACGCGCUUCAGCAAGGUCGAGUGGUGCUUCCGACGAAAUUUCUAGCUUGGGAGCCUCGCCUCCCGAGGUCGAGGAUACAGAGGAUCAUGACGAAAUGGCCGCACGACCGCCUUCAUCGAAGAACAAUGCUGGCACCUCCUCAGCCAGCUCCUUUUCUACUGACAAGAAAGACGAAAUCCCUGGCACUGCAACACCAACAUCUUCCAGUUGUUCUUCAUCCUCCAGCAGUUCUUGCAGCACCAGAUCUCAACCAAAGCAUACGAAACCACAGGAAGAGUGUAGUAGUAGUUCCUCUUCGCCAACAAACAUUGUCCACUUAUCCGAAGCGCAACAUGCAGAUGUUGGUGGGAAAGUGAGCAGUGAAAGGCACAUGAGGAAUCUUCAAACAUCAACAUCGACAGCGAAUGCCGCAUCAGCACAGCCACAAGCGCCAGAGCUGCCAUCUCUCGCUGAAAUCGUUGCGUCUGCAGCGCCCAAGACGGAAAAAGCGCGACAGCAUCUGGUGGAGCAAGAAUCACGAAGCCCAACUGUGAUCGAAGAGGAAGCUCGCGUUACGGCCGAAAUGGAAAGAGCUCGAAAUAUUUUGCUCUGGCUAGGUACGUCAAUUUGUAAUCCCUGUUUCUUUAAGGAACUUUCUUAUGUGCGCGCAUGAGAAACUUUCUUAUGUGCGCGUAACCCUGGAUCGGGUUUAAUGCCACUACUAAUACUACUACGACUACUCCUGUAAAUGAAGAAGUUCAUAGGUAUAAGUUGGAACAAUGGCGAGAAACAACAACUAGUACAUCUUGAUGUUGAUGUCCUUUCUUUUUGAUGUCCACUGUGUGACCACUGAUCGAAACGAACUACGAUACAAUUCCAAUCAGGCAAACUCUUGCUACAACAAUCGUGCUCGCUGAACUACGAACAGGUCAUCACGCUACCCCGCCUACCGCUCCUGAGACGACCAAAGAAAAAGCUAGUACACCCAUUGCUCGGAGAAAUCUUAUCAACACUGGGUUUUUGAAGAAGGGAGAACAGCGUGAAGAACUACACUACGCGUUGAACUUUCUUGGCCAGCAUGCUUACGAAUUGUAUGGUCCCGAGAUGGAGCAGAAGAGCAUCGCAACAGAUUUUCUCUUUCUUCCUCCUCCACCGCCACCACGAAGAAAGUAUAAUUGACAGCCACUUACAUCAUCCUCUACCGACAUAUUCUCUUGAGUACUAGAGUGAAUGUCACUGUCGAAAAAGUUGUCUUGGUACUCUACUGGAUCAGAAUAUAGUGUGGGUAUGGAGGAAUUCAUUUGCAUUUAUUUAAUCAAUGCAUAUCCAUAUUUCUAUUUGGUAUCGAUACGUCAUUCAAGUGGUCUCUCCCCACCACGACCAGGUCAAGAGCAGUACAAGAGCGGGAAAAAAGUUUCAUAGAGAGACAUUGCAGUACUGGGAUAUUCGAAAAGGUGUUUGGAGCUGCCGAAGAGUAUUGCCUACAUGACUUCUGUGUUCGUAUUCCUCUUAAUACUGAGUUCUUUUCUUCCAUCACAAGAUCAACAAGAGGACUUGAUGCUGUUUCUGUUCUAUGCGUACUAGAGUAAUCUUCUCCCUAAACAUACUCCUUCCAUCGUCUUUGUUUUUGUACAUCAUCUUCUUCUUCUUCAGUCAGCGUCAACUGAAUUGUACAUUUAUCGACGUUCUUGAGACGAGUUUGUGUUCCGAAUCAUUCGUGUAAACAUCCUUUCCCAACAGACCAUCUCCCGUGGCUGCGAAGCGGCGAAGCAGUGGAGGUCGGCCAAAGAAGAAAGAGGAGGAAGGCUAUUGCCCUCAGCAGUAGCAUUCUAUCAGCUUUCCGGAUGACUGCACCACCGGAACUUUGCAAAACACUAGACGCACCAAGCCCAGUUGUAUAAUCAUGUUAGGACGUUAAGGUCAUUGAUGAAGAUGUCAGGCGAACAAUGAACAUCUGGUGACGACGAAUAUGAAAUCUGGUGACGUUCAAUGUGCGGUACUAGCAGAGGUUAUAGUAGAUUACAAUUACUAGGUUUAGGUUUAGCAGAGGCUGCCACCGAUUUUCAGGAAUAAGUAAAAUCUGAUCGAUGUUCAUGUGGAAUUGGCAAGUAGGCAAAAUCCCGUUUUCGCCCUCCUCUCCUGUUCUUGAGUCUUGACUCAUAUCACUCAUAAAACUCGUCGCGCUCGUUGCAUUGCGCAAUGGUUGAAGAAUGGAAAGUUGAGUUCGUUUAAUUUUAUUACGACAGACGUGUUACAAUUUUCAUGCCCUUAUAUAGGUUAGAGUAAUUGUCAAAGUCAAGAUAAAUGUAGUCCCUACUUUCAUUCGCUUCCGACAAUGCGUGGCCAUUGUCGUCUUUUCCUAGAAAAUACGACGAGGAGAUUUUAGUCUCGGGAUAGUCGAUACCGAUAUUUAUCUGAUACGAUAUAGUUUGUCCAAACAAGAUCUCGUUGAGGACUACACCUCUACUCUGCAUUCCCCGGGGCACAACAUCCCACGAGAUUGCUAAGUUUUUCGCGGUCAGAAGACUCUAAAUCAUACUUGAAAUUGUUGGUUUUGUCUCUGGUGCGACCUCCUGCGUGUCCGAGUUCCUGCUCUAGAUCCUAGUUCCAUGACGUUGCUGUUGUUUGAACGCAGAAAAGCAUGAACCCAUUCUCCAAGUUCGACGAAACAUAUGCUGGGCAUUUCCGAC